AUGCUUGCCGUUGUUCCAGCCAAUGUGGACAUCGCAACACAAGAGAUAAUCGAAAUCGCGAGAGAGCUAGACCCGGAUGGAACAAGAACCUUACGGAUCUUGACAAAGCCAGACCUUGUCGACAAAGGUGCAGAAGAUAAGAUCAUUGAACUUGUCGAAGGGAAGCAGGAGUCUCAAGAAUUAUGCUGGGUGGUAGUUCGGAACCUUGGACAGAAGGAUCUUCAGGAUUUUUCAAAGGAUCGUGACGUAGAAGAAGAAAUAUUCCGCAAUUCGCCUCCUUGGAACCGCCUCUCAAAUGAUAAUUACGGCAUCGAGUCUCUAAGAACGCGCCUGCAAGCAUUGUUGGCUUCCAACGUGCGGCGAGAGUUUCCAUCGGUGCGAUCUGAAGUCUCGAAACGUCUCAAAGAAUGCAAAAGAGGUCUUGAAAACCUCGGAGAAGAGCGUGAAUCCCCCGAGCAACAAAGCAAAUAUCUGCUCCAAAUCGCGUCGAAGUUUCAGCGUAUCACUGAGAAUGCUCUCCAUACAAAUUAUGGGUUGCAAGAUGCUUUUGACGAAGAACCUGACUUAAGAUUGGGGGCAACUUUGGUUGCUAAUCGUAAUGCACAGUUUUCUGAUGACUUUUGUUCUCAGGGACAUGUAUACUGCUUCAAGUCGCAUGGCCAUGACGACAACACUGAAAACCAGCCAAAUACCACUGCGACUUCCCCACCGAGCUCUGUCAGAACCUGCAUCGGCACGGAUAUUGAAGGAGUAGAAGAAGAACAUGAGAACUCUGUCCCCAGCAGAAAGCUGAAUAGUUGCAGCGAUAUCGAAGACAUUCUACAUGACCGUGUCCAAAUCCAAAAUUCUCUGGAACAAGGUAUUCUCCCUUGGAUCGAAAAUAUCUAUCGGGAAUCUCGCGGAUUUGAGUUAGGAACGUUCAAUUCGGCCAUCCUUUCAAGCGUACUGAAGAAACAAUCUGCCAAAUGGCCGUCUCUGACAGAAGGCUAA
Molecule: messenger RNA, 990 nt
Organism: Penicillium canescens
Lineage: Eukaryota; Fungi; Ascomycota; Eurotiomycetes; Eurotiales; Aspergillaceae
Exons: 2
Coding region: 1-990 (329 amino acids)
Cellular component (GO): microtubule; cytoplasm; membrane
Molecular function (GO): microtubule binding; GTPase activity
Source: RefSeq, a predicted model, not a curated record